This is a messenger RNA of Paramecium sonneborni, 775 nucleotides long. Lineage: Eukaryota; Ciliophora; Oligohymenophorea; Peniculida; Parameciidae. The record is from the annotation of a GenBank genome assembly.
AUUAUUUUAAAAAAUAUGUCUUAUUAAUUUGGAGGAAGCCAACUUUAGACUUAAAGUGUACCAAAUGCCAAAUAUAAAACGAUGUUAUGCCGACAUUAUUUAGGUAUUAAGAUGUAUAAGAAAAGCUACUAAAUAAUGUGCAAUUGGAUCUAAAUGUUAAUUUGCUCAUGGUACUUCAGAGCAAAGAUAAAUGAAUGGUAUAAUUUAUAAUAAAUAAAAUCAGAUCCUUUACCUGCAUCUGCUUUAUCAGCUAUGACAACUGGUAUAGAACAACCUGUCAAUAAACCUUAAUUAUCUGUAUUUUAAAGUAUAAAUUGAAGAAUUUAAAUUCAGUUCCAUGCAAAUAUCAUGCCUAAAAUUUCUGUAAAAAUGGAUCAAAUUGUUAAUAUAUGCAUGGUAUUCAAUUUUAAUUAAAUCAGACUCUGAAACAUCUUAAUAACCAAAUUUAAUCAAUCAUUAAUAAAAUUAAGUGAUUUCGUCCCCCCUUCCCUAAACCAUACAAGAAGAUCCAAUAUAAAUAGUUUUUUAGCUAAUUUUAAUUGAGAUGUAAUAGAUAUUUCUAUAAGAUGUGAGUUAUAUAUAUAAAGUAUAGGAAAUAAUAUAAAAAUUAAAGAUAGCAUUUGAUCAAACAAAAAUAGGAAAUCUUAUUAAUGCUUCUGAAUGCAUCAAAAGUAUUAUUCAUGCUCCAGAACGCACACAUGAGGAAAUAAUUAAAUAUACAAAUCUCUAUAAUUAGGCAAUAAUGUAUUUUAAUCAAAUCUCAUAAGCGAAUUGA